UCUAAGUUUUCAAAAAAAAAAAAAAGUCUUCGUUUUUGCCGCAGCAUAUUUCUGUUACCUUAAAUUUGAGCUAAACGUAUAUUAUUUAUUGAAAUACAUGGCGACUUUGCGCACAAGCACCAGCACUGUAAUCUAUCCGUUCCGACGUAACACUGCUUCAACGGCAAUACCCAACUCUACUGUGGUUUGCUUCGGAAACGGUCGGAAAAGGAAUGAACUGAACGUAUGCAUGGUGUUGCAGCAGAGAAGGAAAAACCUCAAGAGUGAAAAGGAGAUCAUGAUUAACAACAGCGAUGCCAUAAAGAGUUACGAAGCUUUCAAUCACGUCAGCCAAAUCAAACUCUCGAAAUCGGAGGAGAGAUUAGCUAAGAAGAAAUUCGAGAGAACAACUUACUUGGUUGCUGCUAUCUUGUCUAGUUUAGGCAUCUCUUCAAUGGCGAUUAUGGCUGUUUAUUGCAGGUUUUCAUGGCAGAUGGAGGGUGGGGAAUUUCAACUGCUGGAGAUGUUUGGCACAUUUGCUCUCUCUGUUGGUGCUGCAGUGGGGAUGGAGUAUUGGGCAAGGUGGGCUCAUAGAGCUUUAUGGCAUGCUUCAUUGUGGCAGAUGCACGAGUCUCAUCAUAGAGCAAGAGAGGGAGCCUUUGAACUCAAUGACGUGUUUGCAGUAGUUAAUGCACUUCCUGCCAUUGCUUUGCUCUCUUACGGUUUCUUGAAUGGUGGAUUUGUCCCGGGACUUUGUUUUGGCGCGGGAUUAGGAAUCACGGUUUUUGGUAUGGCCUACAUGUUCGUACACGAUGGUCUUGUCCACCGUCGAUUCCCUGUGGGUCCCAUUGCUAAUGUACCUUAUCUGCGGAAAGUAGCUGCCGCCCACCAAAUUCAUCAUGCAGACAAAUUCGAUGGAGUGCCAUAUGGCUUGUUUCUAGGACCUCAGGAAUUAGAGGAAGUUGGAGGGUUGAAGGAACUGGAAAAGAAAGUUCCAUCUGAAGGCAAAGAAAGCGAAUAAAACAUUAAUUAAUGAAUGAAGGCUACCCGGUGUCCAUCGCUUUAUUCAAGGUCCGCUGUAGUCUUCUUAUCCAAAUUCCCCUUAAAUUUGUUUUAUUUAAAUUACAAAUUAUUCUACAUUCCCUUUUUUUACAUAUAUUUUGAUUUAAUUAAAGGGUUUGAAAAAAUUCAUCAGGGGUAUUUAUAGUUUGGUUAAACUCGAAUUAAUUGAUCGAAUCGAUUUAAUUUGAUUAAUCAAUCGGUGGUCAAUUAAUGAUUUUCUGGAAUUUCAGUUAUCGUUAUUCAAUUUCAAGAUUUAUGUAGUA
Molecule: messenger RNA, 1304 nt
Organism: Gossypium raimondii (Peruvian cotton)
Lineage: Eukaryota; Viridiplantae; Streptophyta; Magnoliopsida; Malvales; Malvaceae
Product: beta-carotene 3-hydroxylase 2, chloroplastic
Exons: 7
Coding region: 98-1000 (300 amino acids)
Biological process (GO): xanthophyll biosynthetic process; carotene metabolic process
Cellular component (GO): chloroplast
Molecular function (GO): beta-carotene 3-hydroxylase activity; iron ion binding
Source: RefSeq, a predicted model, not a curated record